AUGAAGAAUUAUCGAUUCCAGUGUAUUGCGGUGAUGAUCGAUCGUGGAUGCGGCAAUGAGUGCUUCUCAACUUGGUUGCUGUCAAUGUUCCUCUACUUACCAGGCGUCAUUUACGCAUUCAUUGUGAUUCUACAAGAGAAACCACCUAUCGUUAUGCCAUCCAAUAAUGUCGUCGUCAACACGUACGUGAGCUCUUUGGCCUUUCGGACUGAAACGACACCUGCUGUUGAAUCAGCGCCACAUCCAGCUCCACUGCCAUCGUCGUCGUCAGUCGGCAAUGCCCCUCCAGCCUAUGAGCUCGGUGAUGUUGACGGAAAAGCUUAG
Angiostrongylus costaricensis is the source of this 324-nucleotide messenger RNA. NCBI's taxonomy places the organism in Eukaryota, Metazoa, Nematoda, Chromadorea, Rhabditida, Metastrongylidae. The record is from the annotation of a GenBank genome assembly.